AUGCACCAGUCACCAGAGUCACCACAAAGUAAAGAUCAGGGAUGGCUAUGUCAUUGGCUCGCCAUAGUUGCACUAGGAGAGCUCUACAGCAGCGACAAAGAGACCGACGUCGAUCCCCAAGAUCCCUUAGGGUCAGCGGUAGCCGGAUCCGCCGGUAGUCCUGAACCACCAGGGGCAGAGUACUAUUAUCAGUCGGUAAGCCUUCUUCAACAGGUGGCCGAACACCCAGAUGUUCAGUACAUCGAGACUUUAUGUCUACUAUCACUUUAUGCGUUCUCUAUGAAUCGAGUCAAUACAGCCUACAUGUACGGGGGUGUCAGUAUGCGGGCGGCUUUGGCACUGGAUUUGCAUCGAAGCCCUUAUGACUUUCUUUCGGAAAGAUUGAAUCUACCUGCUAGCGAACUGGAGCAUCAGAAGAGAUUGUUUUGGACUGUCUACUAUCAAGAUCUUCUGACCACCACUACCACCGGUCGUCCAUGGGGCGUUCUGGACGAUGAAAUUACUGUCGACUACGCGGAUUCCAGCCGCCUUCCAGGUGAUGCGGCAUUAGACUUCUUUGACGCUGAAGAAUUGAAUAUCCAUCUAGAACUCAUGCGGCUGCGAAGCCAGGCAUACUCUUCGCUCUAUGGGUAUGCCGGCACCGCGAUCAAUCCUUACUCAUACAUCUCAUUGUUUGAUUUUGAGCUCAGCCUCCCUCUUUCGCAACAGCACCUGGACAAAAUCAGUGAAUUUCACCAAGCAUUAGUUAGCUUUGAGAACGAGCUGCCGAUGGCCUUGAAGGUUGUCCGAGGAUGGAACGGCUCCUGGACAAAUCUGAACCGGGUGAAUGCUCAGUUAUACCUCAUCUACUACCAGGUUUGGAGUGCUUCGAAGACGUCGAGGGCCAACGUCUGA
Capronia coronata CBS 617.96 is the source of this 894-nucleotide messenger RNA. RefSeq lists its product as uncharacterized. NCBI's taxonomy places the organism in Eukaryota, Fungi, Ascomycota, Eurotiomycetes, Chaetothyriales, Herpotrichiellaceae. The coding region runs from base 1 to 894 and encodes 297 amino acids. Gene Ontology annotation, molecular function: sequence-specific DNA binding; zinc ion binding. Gene Ontology annotation, biological process: positive regulation of transcription by RNA polymerase II; DNA-templated transcription. The record is from RefSeq and is a predicted model, not a curated record. Gene Ontology annotation, cellular component: nucleus. The transcript has 2 exons.